CGUUAUUUAUGUAAAUUACAUGUGAAAAUUAUAACUGACGUCACAUGUGAUAGUCGUCUGCAUGUAAAUAUUAUUCAUUACGUUCAGAAAUGGCGAGCGAGUGUUCUGAAAGUGUCUCAGACGCCAGUUUAAAAAUUAAAAAACCUAACUGGACCGAGUUAGAAAAGAAAAUUUUGGUGGAAGAAGUGCAUUUGAGGGAGGGUUUAUUGUUUGGGAAAUUUAAGGGUGCUGGGGGUGGGAAGAUAGCGAAGGACGUUGCCUGGAGAGAGGUUGCACAGGCAGUGAACGGGAGCAGUGGUUCGGGAAUACUGAGGACAAGUGGGGAGGCUGCCAAGCAGUACAGUAACUUGAAGCAGAGGGCCAAAGGAAAGUUAUCAGAAUCAAAACGCCCAAAGACAGGAGGGGGUCCCAAGCCACCAAGCCCCACACCAGUUGAGCUUUCCAUUUUGGAACAACUGGAAGGAAGGCCUUCCCUUGAAGGAAUAUGUGGAGGAAUAGAUACAGCGGAUCCAGUGGAAACUCAGCCUUCCACCUCUUCUUCAGCAUCUUCAGAUGUGCCUGCAAAGAAGAAGGAUGUACAAGAUUCUGGUAAGAAAAAGAGGAAGCUUACCAUCCUGGAGCUAGAGGAAAGGAACCUAUCAUUAGAGAAUGAUAAACUUCAGGAAGAAAUAGAGAAGCUGAAAGACGAGAGACAGCUCAUUGUGGCCAAGAAAUCAUAUUAUGACCUAAAAUUCCAAAUUUUAUGUAAUAAUAAUCCUGAGGUAGUAGCUCAAAUGUUGAAGAGCAAUGAAUGUUGAAAGUUUUUACAUAGAAAUUUACGAUAGGUAAGAGCUGAUAUCUCAGCACAUUUCUGGUGCCAUAUAAUGACAUUUUUACUCCUAAUUAAUCAUAUAUCCACUUCAUUUUUGAAGAGUUUUUCCUAAUGAACCGAAAAUAUAACUUUGAGCUUUUCUGAUAAAAAAUUUGUCUAUUGUGGUUGUUGCCAUCGUUCAUGUUGUAAUCUUUUCACAAUUUCAUCUUCAGAACUAAAGGUCAAUUUUAACCAAACUAUGAACAAAGCAUUUUAAUAUGAAGGUAAUUGCAGUUUCUUAAAAUAGAAAGUUAUACAUGUCUUCUUUCAGAGGGAGUUAAUAAAGAAUUAUUGGUUUUUCAGCUCAUUGAGACAAAGUGUCCGGGGGUGGGGGGGGACCUUAUGCCCUAACAUUACUAAACUUGCAUGGAUGGUGCGCGUUAUGAUACUGAUGCACCCGACAGGCUUGAGUGCUAAAUCUGAGCUAUAGGUUUCGGAUGCUGGAGGAGGUUAAGUUUUUUGGAACAGGUCAAAUGUUUUAUAGAUAAUAGCUUUUUUAGCUCACCUGAGCUGAAAGCUGAAAGUAAAUAUUUUGAUGUAUUUUGUGAUAUGAUAUUGUAUCGUAUAAUACUAUAUUGUAUCAUAUUCGCGGUUUAUAAAGCGUAAACUGCCCCAAGUUAUGUUAUAUUGUAAGAAUCAAAGGAUGCAAUAUUGUAUUUUAUAUUAUUGUAUUGAUAAACAUUGUAUCUUAUAAUACUGUAUGAAAUGAAAAUAUGAUUAUCAUACCAGCUUUUAACAUAUGAUAUAGUGUCAAAACAGUAUCCAAGAAGGAAAACUAUGAUUUUCAUAUGAUAUGCAUAAGGUGGUGUCAUAAAGGUGAUGA
Molecule: messenger RNA, 1673 nt
Organism: Magallana angulata
Lineage: Eukaryota; Metazoa; Mollusca; Bivalvia; Ostreida; Ostreidae
Exons: 5
Coding region: 90-797 (235 amino acids)
Cellular component (GO): nucleus
Source: RefSeq, a predicted model, not a curated record